AUGAAUCUUGCAAUUUCAGCAUGGACUAUGGAUGUUCGUGCAAAUACAAUUGCGAACUACUUUCGUCAUUGUAAACUUCGAUCAACAGAUAACAUGACUUUUGAGAACUCAGAUGAAGGUGGUGAAAGCACUCAAGAACUCCAGAAUUUGAUCAAAGAGUUGGGUUAUCGCAAUGCAAUGGAUGUCGAAGAUGUUCUGACUCACCCAGAAGAAAAUGUAGUUGCACAGUUGUUGACUGAUGAAGAAAUUAUUGAAAGCGUUAUUGGAAUUAAUAAAGAUGAUAUCGAUGAAGAAGAUGAUGAAAGUUCUACAAUGGAGCCCCCUUCGAGAAACGAAGCUAUUAAAGCGACAAUCACAUUGAACAAUUUCUUGUUGAGCUAUGAGAAAACAACAACAGAAGUUCUUACCAUGCUAAGGAAAAUUAGAGACGAGAUUCAAGGGAAAAUUGAUUUCAAUAAAAAACAAAAGACAAUUGAAUUUUAUCAUAUCUAA
Helianthus annuus (common sunflower) is the source of this 492-nucleotide messenger RNA. RefSeq lists its product as uncharacterized. The transcript is spliced from 2 exons. The record is from RefSeq and is a predicted model, not a curated record. NCBI's taxonomy places the organism in Eukaryota, Viridiplantae, Streptophyta, Magnoliopsida, Asterales, Asteraceae. Bases 1 to 492 code for a protein of 163 amino acids.